Molecule: messenger RNA, 1389 nt
Organism: Puma concolor (puma)
Lineage: Eukaryota; Metazoa; Chordata; Mammalia; Carnivora; Felidae
Gene: HNF4G
Product: hepatocyte nuclear factor 4 gamma
Biological process (GO): regulation of DNA-templated transcription
Molecular function (GO): zinc ion binding; RNA polymerase II cis-regulatory region sequence-specific DNA binding; DNA-binding transcription factor activity
Source: RefSeq, a predicted model, not a curated record
AUGUGUGUUCCUAAGUCAAUGAUGAGGGUAUCGGAACCAAUACUGGACAUGGAUAUGGCAAAUUACAGUGAAGUUUUGGACCCAACGUAUACAACCUUGGAGUUUGAAACUAUGCAGAUUCUAUAUAAUUCAAACGAGAGCUCUGCUCCAGAGACAACAAGUAUGAAUACCACAGACAAUGGUGUCAACUGUCUAUGUGCUAUAUGUGGGGACAGAGCGACAGGAAAGCAUUAUGGAGCAUCAAGCUGUGAUGGGUGCAAGGGCUUCUUCAGACGCAGCAUACGCAAGAGUCACGUUUAUUCCUGCAGGUUCAGUCGGCAAUGUGUUGUUGACAAGGACAAAAGGAAUCAAUGUAGAUAUUGUCGAUUAAGAAAGUGUUUUAGAGCAGGAAUGAAAAAAGAAGCUGUGCAAAAUGAACGUGAUCGAAUAAGCACCAGAAGGAGCACAUUUGAUGGCAGCAACAUCCCCUCCAUUAACACACUGGCACAGGCAGAAAUUCGGUCUCGCCAGAUCUCAAUCUCAAGCCCUGGAGCAAGCACUGACAUAAAUGUUAAGAAAAUUGCAAGUAUCAGUGAUGUCUGCGAAUCUAUGAAGCAGCAGCUCUUAGUCUUGGUGGAAUGGGCUAAAUAUAUCCCCGCCUUCUGUGAGUUACCGCUGGAUGACCAGGUGGCACUGUUGAGAGCUCACGCAGGGGAACAUUUACUGCUUGGAGCGACAAAGAGAUCCAUGGUGUAUAAAGAUAUUUUGCUUUUGGGAAACAACUACGUAAUUCACCGCAACAGCAGUGAAAUUGAGAUCAGCCGCGUGGCCAACCGGGUUCUAGACGAGUUGGUACGACCAUUUCAAGAAAUUCAGAUUGAUGACAAUGAAUAUGCUUGUUUGAAGGCAAUUGUAUUUUUUGAUCCAGAUGCGAAAGGGCUAAGCGACCCGGUAAAGAUUAAGAACAUGCGGUUCCAAGUGCAGCUCAGUUUGGAGGACUACAUCAAUGACAGGCAAUAUGACUCCCGGGGGAGGUUUGGAGAGCUGCUCUUGCUCCUGCCCACGCUGCAGAGCAUCACCUGGCAAAUGAUUGAGCAAAUACAAUUCGUUAAACUUUUUGGGAUGGUUAAAAUUGACAACUUACUUCAGGAAAUGUUACUAGGUGGUGCUUCCAGUGACGCCAGCCAUCUCCAUCAUCCGGUGCACCCACAUUUGUCUCAAGAUCCAUUAACCGGACAAACUAUACUUUUAGGUCCCAUGUCAACACUGGUUCAUACAGACCAGAUCUCAACUCCUGAGACCCCACUCCCUUCCCCACCACAAGGCUCUGGACAAGAACAGUACAAAAUAGCCGCAAACCAAGCUUCAGUGAUUUCACACCAGCCUCUCUCCAAACAAAAGCAAUUGUGA